AUGCUCGCCCGCCUCUCCAUGCUCUUCCUCUCCGCCCUCGCUGUAUGCACGCUCUUCGCUUCCAGCGCGACAGCGGCCGUCCAGCGGCGUGAUAUCGGCAGCGCGAUCGACUCGCUCACCUCUGAGGCGGGCUCUCUCGCGUCCGCAGGCACCGCCGAAGUCCCCACCCCAACCACCUCGGACGUAGCGCAUCUCGAGCACCACGCGCUCCCAGCACGGACGAUCCCCGAGCCGGUCCUACUGCGCCAGCACCAGUCAUACAUUCGUGGGUCCACGCGUGAUGCUGGGAGCGGGGUCCACAUUGCAUGGUUGCCCAUCACUGCGGAAUGUGGUCGAGUAGGACGCACUGGCAGCGGCGUUGCGACCACCCAACGCAUGCAGCAGCGUGCUUUCAGUGUCUUCAACCCCAACUCCUGCGAGACGCCUGGCGAGACGAGGAUCGCGCUCGAGCCACAGUGA
This is a messenger RNA of Trametes versicolor FP-101664 SS1, 459 nucleotides long. RefSeq lists its product as uncharacterized. The coding region runs from base 1 to 459 and encodes 152 amino acids. The record is from RefSeq and is a predicted model, not a curated record. The transcript is spliced from 3 exons. Lineage: Eukaryota; Fungi; Basidiomycota; Agaricomycetes; Polyporales; Polyporaceae.